GCUACCACUCUGACACAAACAGAUCCCUGCUUGGACACAGGCUUUCUUCCUGGCUGGAUCCAGAUCCCAGGGCAUCAGACCAGGAAGCGGGGUCCCUCCCCGUCUAGCUGCAGGGUGCGGGACACCCCGUCUGGGGCCACAUCGCCUAGGCAUCCCCCCGCCCCCCGCCGCAGGCGGUGUCCGCCGGCCCGGGGGUAGGGGCGGUGCUGGCGCUUUAAGAGGCAGGGACAUGCCCGGCCGGCGCGUCACUGGCAGCAGGUAGAGCCGCCCCCGAGAAGCAGCUACCGCCGCCGCCGCGCAGCAGCAGCGGGGCCCGGCCAUGGGGAAGCUGCAGCUGUUCGAGAUCCGCCUGAGCGAGAGCCGGGUCGUCUACAGCCCCGGGGAGCCGCUGGCCGGCACUGUCACCGUGCGCCUCUCCGGGAGCCUGCCGUACCGCGCUAUCAAAGUGAGCUGUGUUGGCUCUUGCGGCGUGUCCAACAAGGCCAAUGACACCGCGUGGACGGUAGAGGAGCAGUACUUUAACAGCACGCUCUCGCUCGCGGAUAAAGGCGUUCUGACAGCUGGCGAGCACAGCUUUCCCUUCCAGUUCCUGCUGCCAGCGUCAGCCCCCACAUCAUUUGAGGGCCCUUUUGGGAAGGUGGUUCAUCAGGUCAAAGCCGUGAUAGAUACACCCCGAUUCGCAAAGGACCACAAGUGCAACAAGGUCUUCUACAUUCUCUGCCCGCUCAACCUGAAUGACAUCCCUGACAUUGAGCAACCCAACACCACGUCCAUCACCAAGAAGUUCAACUACAAGCUGGUGAAGAGUGGAAACAUCAUCUUAACCGCCACCUCGGACCUCAAAGGGUAUAUUGUGGGGCAGGCAAUCCAGCUGCGCACGGAUAUCGAGAACAAGUCUGGCCGGGACACUGGCACGGUGGUAGCCAGCCUCCUCCAGAAGGUUGCUUAUAAAUCCAAGCGCUGGAUUUAUGACUUGAGGACCAUUGCGGAGGUGGAGGGCUCAGGGGUGAAGGCCUGGAAGCAUGCGGAAUGGAAGGAGCAGAUCCUUGUCCCCGCGCUGCCGCAGUCUGUGCUGCACGGCUGCAGCCUCAUACAUGUUGAUUACUAUAUCCAAGUUUCCCUGAAGUUGCCAGAGGUUUCAGUCACUCUGCCUAUUUACAUUGGCAACAUCGCUGUGAACCGGGUUCCUCUGACCCCAGCGAGGUCUCUCCAGCACAUUCCGUCCGUUGUGGUCCCGUCCGCCCCACCAGAAGAGGAGGAAGCUGCUAGUGGCUAUCACCCAAUGGACAACGUUUCAAUCCCCACCAAAAGCCAUUCCCAAAUUCAGGCAUUCAGCUACGCUCCAGGACUAAGCUUCCAGGACCUAAGGCUGGACUCAGACCAGACUGCCUCCCCAAACCACCCCACGCUUUGCUUGGCGACAGGAGCGACGGUCCCUUACUAUGCUGAGGGAUCAGUGGUUCCAGUUCCUACUGCCAGCUCUCUCAUCUUGCCACCGGAGUACAGCACGUGGGGUUACCCCUAUGAAGCCCCUCCUUCCUAUGAACAAAGCUGCAGCAGCGCCAACUCCAGCCUCAGCAAUGGCAACUAGACCCGUGCUUGGAAUCCUGCCAGUGCUGGCCCCGAGGCACCAUGGCCCCUCAUCUGCUGCCAAGUCUGGUACCACGCAAAGCAUCUUCCACUUGGG
Gopherus evgoodei (Goodes thornscrub tortoise) is the source of this 1687-nucleotide messenger RNA. RefSeq names its product arrestin domain containing 1 (gene ARRDC1). The record is from RefSeq and is a predicted model, not a curated record. Gene Ontology annotation, cellular component: cytoplasm. The transcript has 8 exons. Gene Ontology annotation, biological process: protein transport. Gene Ontology annotation, molecular function: ubiquitin protein ligase binding; ubiquitin-like ligase-substrate adaptor activity. Bases 320 to 1591 code for a protein of 423 amino acids. NCBI's taxonomy places the organism in Eukaryota, Metazoa, Chordata, Testudines, Testudinidae.